AUGGUAAUGCAGUUCUUCAAUCCAAACCCGGAGUUGGAUCGCUAUCGGGGAGCCUUGCUCGGGCUGGCCGCGGGGGAUGCCCUUGGGGCGCCCGUUGAAUUCAUGCGGCCCGGAAGUUUCGAACCGGUAACCGAGAUGAUGGGUGGCGGGCCUCAUGGCCUCAUGCCGGGUGAAUGGACUGACGACACCUCUAUGGCUCUCUGCCUCGCGGAAAGCCUUAUAGAAUGCCGGGGAUUCGAUGCCGUAGACCAGUUGCAGAGAUACGUCCGCUGGUGGCAGUACGGACACCUCAGCAGCACUGGUCUGUGUUUCGACAUCGGCUUCACCACACGGGAUGCCUUGGAGGGCUUUCAGGCGACGGGACUGCCCUCAGGCCUGACGUCCCCCGACAGCGCGGGCAAUGGCUCGAUCAUGCGCCUGGCGCCGGUUCCCAUGUUCUACGCCCUUAACAUGCACGACGCCGUUGAAUUCGCGGGACAGAGUUCUGCCACCACCCACGCGGCCGAGGAGGCCGUGAAUGCCUGCCGAUUCAUGUCGGCGGUCAUUGUCCGUGCCCUCUUGGGUUCCAGCAAGGAGGAUGUGCUCGCCCCGCCCGUUGCCGAUGAUUUGUCGGACGGGAUCAGGAGAGUAGCCUACGGAUCGUUCAGAAUCUUCAGCCCACCGCAGAUCAGGGGCAGCGGCUUCGUGGUCGAAUCCUUGGAAGCCGCGCUGUGGGCGUUCCACAACUCCGACAACUUCGCCGACGGCGCUACGUUGGCGGUAAGUCUGGGCGAGGAUACGGACACCACAGCGGCAGUCUACGGUCAGAUCGCCGGCGCCUACUAUGGGGCCAGCCGCAUACCGAGAGAUUGGGUCAAUGCCCUGGCGCGGCGAGAUAUGAUCAUCGAUUUUGCAGAUCAGCUGUACGACUUGAGACCCCUGUCGUAUCCGGGUGAAUGGGGAACAUCGGAACCCGCCUCAUAA
Geodia barretti is the source of this 963-nucleotide messenger RNA. Lineage: Eukaryota; Metazoa; Porifera; Demospongiae; Tetractinellida; Geodiidae. The record is from the annotation of a GenBank genome assembly.